Molecule: messenger RNA, 1377 nt
Organism: Arctia plantaginis
Lineage: Eukaryota; Metazoa; Arthropoda; Insecta; Lepidoptera; Erebidae
Source: the annotation of a GenBank genome assembly
AUGCACACGGAAAAUAAAAGUGUUAAAGGCAGCGUCGAAAAUGUACCGACAUCUACAACACAAUCUACUAUCACGCUUGCUGAUAAGGAUACUGAAGCAAACAAUGGCUACGACCCCUUCGAACAUAGAAAUGUGGCACAUCCAACAUCGACUUCAGGGGCCUUCUUUCACUUGCUGAAAUCAUCACUGGGAUCAGGUUUACUAUCAAUGCCAGCAGCUUUCAGUAACACGGGACUCAUACCAGGAUGUAUCGGAACUGUACUAGUCGGUAUCAUUGCUACACAUUGUGUGCAUAUAUUGGUCUCUACUUCACGGGAUGUUUGCAAAGAAAGUAAAAUGCCUUUAUUAAGUUACACGGACACUUGUGAAGGAGUAUUCAAGCUAGGGCCGAAGAAGGUGCGGCCCUAUUCCAAACACGUAAGACACUUCGUUGAUGCUGCUAUGGCUGGUGUGUGUCUGGGUGGCACGAGUGUCUAUGUUAUAUUUAUCGCAUCAUCACUUAAAGACCUGUUCGACACCUUUGCACCUAACCACAAAUACGAAGUUGAAGUGUACUGCGGCAUCCUCUUGUUGCCCCUGAUCCUCAUCACGCAAAUACGUCAUUUGAAGUUCCUAGUGCCAUUCUCGUUCUUGGCUAACUUGUGUCUGGUUGUGACUUUCGGUGUAACAUGUUAUUACAUGUUUACUGAUAUGCCACCCCUAGAUAAUAUUGAGCUGGUAUCCAGUAUACAAAAGUGGCCCUUGUUUUUAAGUACCGCAAUAUUUGCAAUGGAAGGUAUCAACGUGGUAAUGCCAGUCGAGAACGAGAUGGCAAAACCACAGCAGUUCCUGGGGUGUCCCAGUGUUCUGAACGUUACCAUGGUGUUUGUGGCACUGCUGUAUGGUAUAAUGGGCAUCUUCGGUUACCUGAAGUAUGGUGAUGCAGUUCUCGGAAGUAUAACCCUGAAUUUGCCUCAGGAUGAACUAUUGGCGUUGAUUGCUAAGGUGCUUGUGGCAGUGGCGGUGUUCUUCACUUAUUGCUUACAAAUGUACGCACCCAUGGAUAUCAUUUGGACGAGGAUAAGACCCAAGAUCAGGAAAGAGUACCACAACGUUAGCCAGAUUGUGUUACGAACUACUAGUGUUUGUUUAACUGUUAUCCUGGCAGUGGCAGUACCAGACCUACAACUCCUGAUUGGUUUGGUUGGUGCUAUCUUCUUCUCAACAUUGGGUCUUCUGAUCCCAGUAGCAGUCCAAACUGUCCAUAAGUGGGAACGUGGGCUUGGCAAAUUUAAGUAUAUAUUAUGGAAAAACAUACUGCUGUUGGUGUUUUAUGUGAUCGUAUUAGUUUCUGGUUGUUACGCGUCGAUAAGUGAAAUUAUAAAAAAGCUUACAUAG